Messenger RNA from Fopius arisanus, 3984 nucleotides. RefSeq names its product EBF transcription factor knot (gene kn). Gene Ontology annotation, biological process: regulation of transcription by RNA polymerase II. NCBI's taxonomy places the organism in Eukaryota, Metazoa, Arthropoda, Insecta, Hymenoptera, Braconidae. The transcript has 12 exons. The record is from RefSeq and is a predicted model, not a curated record. The coding region runs from base 676 to 2295 and encodes 539 amino acids. Gene Ontology annotation, molecular function: RNA polymerase II cis-regulatory region sequence-specific DNA binding; DNA-binding transcription factor activity, RNA polymerase II-specific.
UGAAACUGAGAGGAAGGUCCACAGGAAAAAUCACUCCCUCACGGCGAAAAAAAAAAUAUAUUGUUGCUCGUCCAGUGGUGACCGAGUGCUGACGACCGUAAUGACCUUCAAGUGAAUAUUUCUAAUAAUAAUCGUGAAAACCGUGGGCCGCGAACAAUUGAUCCCUGUGUACCCGUCGGUGACGUACCUCUCAAAACAUAAACAAACCUAGUGAUAAAUUCAGUGUGAAAAGGUAGAAAUAAAGUUGUUGAAGUUUGAGGUGUGUGUCGUGACCCGGCGAAAGUGAAUCGGUGUGAUAAGAACGGUUUCGAGGGUAACGUCGGGCUCGAGGGCUGGUUAUCCAGUCAUUCAGACAAACGGAUGGUGAUAAGUUAUCGUUGAGGAGGAUUGUUUGGACAUUGGGGCAACGGGUAAGCCUUUAUUUGGCUCAACGGCCUCACCACGCGCUCCGACGAGUGGAGCGGUCUCCUGCCCAGCUCCACUAUCGUGGGUGCUGGGGGGUCACCAUGGUUGGGAUUGGGUGCUGGUGGUGGCGCCGGAGCAACAACUGGCGGUGGAAGUCCUGUCGAGCUCGAAGGACACUGGGGAAGAAAAUUGUACGGUGCAAGUGUUGCACCACCACCACCACCACCUCAUCAUCAUCCCCGUGCACCACUUGUUUUUGCACCCCAGGACAUGAGGCAAAUACUCAAGGAGGAACCUGUACCACGUGCUUGGCCACAACCUGCUCUUGCUGACACGGCGUCGGUUGGUGUCGGUAGGGCGCACUUCGAGAAGCAACCACCUAGCAAUUUGAGAAAAAGUAAUUUCUUCCACUUUGUCAUUGCCCUGUACGACAGAGGUGGCCAACCAAUCGAGAUCGAGAGGACAGCCUUCAUCGGAUUCGUCGAAAAAGACCAGGAAUCGGAGGGACAGAAAACUAACAAUGGAAUCCAGUACAGACUGCAAUUGCUCUAUGCCAAUGGUCACCGUCAGGAGCAGGAUAUUUACGUCAGACUCAUUGAUUCGUCUACGAAACAGGCGAUAAUGUACGAGGGACAGGACAAAAAUCCAGAGAUGUGCCGAGUACUUCUGACCCACGAAGUCAUGUGCAGUCGAUGCUGCGACAAGAAGAGCUGUGGAAACAGAAACGAGACACCCAGUGAUCCCGUGAUCAUCGACCGAUUUUUCCUCAAGUUUUUCCUCAAGUGCAAUCAAAAUUGUUUGAAAAACGCGGGCAAUCCCCGGGACAUGCGACGAUUUCAGGUCGUGAUAUCGACGCAAGUCGUCGUUGACGGACCUUUACUGGCCAUCUCCGACAACAUGUUCGUACAUAACAACAGUAAACAUGGACGACGAGCAAAACGCCUAGACCCCAGCGAUCACGGCGAAUACAACAGUUUGUAUCCAGCCUUGCCACUGCAGACCCCUUGUAUAAAAGCGAUAUCCCCGAGUGAGGGGUGGACAACGGGUGGAUCCACUGUGAUAAUAAUCGGUGAACACUUCUUCGACGGUCUCCAAGUUGUCUUCGGUACAAUGCUCGUCUGGAGUGAAUUAAUAACAGAUCAUGCAAUAAGAGUUCAAACCCCACCACGACAAAUACCAGGAGUAGUGGAAGUGACGUUGUCCUACAAGAGUAAACAAUUCUGCAAGGGCUCCCCCGGUAGAUUCGUCUAUGUCUCUAUGAACGAGCCGACGAUCGAGUGGGGAUUCUCGAGGUUGCAGAAGCUCAUCCCACGGCAUCCGGGUGACCCGGAGAAGCUACCCAAGGAGAUAAUCCUGAAGAGAGCUGCUGAUUUGGCGGAAGCGUUGUACAGUAUGCCAAGGGCUGGUAACACAGCGAUAUCAGGCGCACCCAGGAGUCCGGGAUCCUCGAGUCAUCCACCUGCACCACCUACAUCUGCUUCCAGUACAGCUUUCAAUUCUUAUACCGGUCAGCUGGCUGUCACGGUACAGGAGAAUGGCAGUGCUGCCAAGUGGACGGACGACGGUGGUUCAGUGAGUGCGGGUGGAGGUGGAGGUGGUGGUAGCAGUGUGGGCGGCAGUGCCGACACAUACAGACAGAGCAGUAGCGCAAGUCCACGUGGUGUUGUUAGUGGUGGUUACUGCGGUAGUUCAGCAAGUACACCGCACAGUCACAGUACGAGUGGCAGUUACUCAGUAGCCAAUCCAUACACCGGCAGUCCAACCCUUUAUACAUCACGGCUAGGAGACGUAGUUGGUUCAACAUUCAACAUGAAUCCAUUUAUGUUGCCAACGUGCAGCCAGGGUUACACGAGUGCAUCGAGUCCACUCCUAGCUGCUAACAGCAAAUAGUACGAUGAUUCAUCGUGCCCCGAUACCGAUGGGAGCCACUGAGAAUCUCAUACUCGAUACCAGACGAUAACUUGGAUCUAUUGCUGGUGAACUUUACAAAACGACCACCCAGUUGUCAACCAGUUUUGAUGGAAAAUCAUCCAACGCCACUUGGACGUCAUCGCAACUCACAUAACCGUGAGAAACCGAUCAAUCGGCUGUGGAUUAUCUUUUUUUUUUCUUUCUGUCUUUACGUUGCCCUCCAUUUGUGCGUCCGUAAGACUAGUGAUUUGAUUUUUAUUUUUUUUUUGGUUAUUAGUGAAAUAUAUUUGAUUCGAGUGAGGAAUUCAUAAACAUAUCGCAAAAUGGGAACAGGUAUGCGUGGAAAUAGUGGACGUGGUAUCAGUUGUUUUUCCUUUUUCACGGUGGACCUUCGUCUUUUGUGACGUCCGAUCAAUUUAUGCGACUAUUCCCCGGCGUCCACUCGCUUCGGCUUUAUGAAAAUACCAGACAUUUUCUUAAAAGCGUUACGGUGUACGUCUGUAUAUCGUAUCUCCAAAAGUCUACUUGGACGAACUAGAGUGCCGUUGAAGGGACCGAAGGCGAAACUUCAAUAUUUUAUAUGCCAUCCCCACCCUCCGCCGGGAUCGCAGAGUUACGGGGGUGUAGUAGGAGUUUUUUUUUUCAUGGAGUAUUAAGGACAGAAAGGAAAUGUCAGACCCACUAGACAGACAUAUCGCAUAUCAAUAAGAAAACUCCAGUUUUUUCAGGUGGGAAAAAAUGUGAGAGAAUUUUCUACCCAUCCCUUUCUCCAAUUAUCGGAUACUGUCAUUAAAUUACCAGUGUAAUUUGUAUAUUAUUUGUAAAUAUUGUUGCAAUGUACAAAUGAAUUAAUAAAAUUAUUAAUAAAGUAUUCCUACAUAGGGAUCCAACGAAGGGGGAGGAAAUAUUAGUUUAGAAAGAUUGUAGAUUAAUGGUUACAGAUGAGAUUAAAAGACAUGCCGGAAAAAAUUUUUGAGGAAAAGCUAGACUAGACUUGUCUAUGGAAUUCUCACUGACUCGUAUUCCAUAGAAUUGUCCGGGUAAUUAUCUAGUGUUUCUAGAAAAUUUUUUGAUGCGUGCCAAUUUUGUAAAUAAUCUUAGAACGCCCGUAGGACGUCCGAACAUUGCUGUACAGAUUCCGCCCUUGAACUUUCAACGAACGACAUUACCAUUGACUUAUGUAUCAUCGAGUGAAUAAAUAUCAGCUCGUAAUUGGAAGUUCGAGGGCUGAAUCCAAAGUAUCGGAUUAUGAAGAGAAAUAUAGUUGAAAUUGUUUAAUAAACCGGUCCGAAUCGAAUUUCUUCACCGACUCACGAAAGUAUACGACGCAGAAUAAUAAAUCUUGGUGCACCAGUCACAACAGUCGAUGAAAAUUCUCAAUAAAACCGAUCGAUUAUCAUUGAAAAUUCAUGGCUAACUGUUCGUUUUUGCAUAUCGUUGAUGGCGAGUGAAUUAUCACAAUAAAAAAAAAAACAAAAAGCAAAAGACAAAAUGACUAAAGUCAUUGUGAUUUUAUUGUAUUAACUGUAUUGCAUCGGAUUCCAAUCAUAUUUAUUUCAUUUCACAUGAAUUUUUCUUGUUCUUGUAUUAAUUACAAUACACACUCGUCGAUGUAUAUCAAUAUUAAUUAAACUUACAAUUUUUGAGAAUCAAAACUUUGUCGUCAUU